This is a messenger RNA of Fusarium poae, 387 nucleotides long. RefSeq lists its product as uncharacterized. Bases 1 to 387 code for a protein of 128 amino acids. The record is from RefSeq and is a predicted model, not a curated record. Lineage: Eukaryota; Fungi; Ascomycota; Sordariomycetes; Hypocreales; Nectriaceae. The transcript has a single exon.
AUGCACUUCUCCAAGUUCAUACUGGCUGCUCUGCCUGCCCUCGCUCUCGCUCAGGAGACCACCACUGAGACAUCUACCGCCGUCGUGACCAAGACCUACUACCUCUCUACGGUCCGCACUGUUACCGCCACUGGUGAGAGCACCACUGCUGUUGAGACCUCGGCCGAGAUCAUCUCUACUGCUGUUGUCGAGGAGAAGACCACCUUCCUGCCCGUUGCUCACAACACCACCAUCCCCGCCUCUACCCCCAAGCCCACUGGCUCUGCUGGUACUACUGGUGGUUCUUCUGAGCCUUCUCAGGUCCCUGAGAACGCCGGAGCUGCCGUCACUGUUGGCAAGUUCGCCAUGGCAGGUGUUGCUGGUGCCAUCGCUGCCGCUCUUUUGUAA